This is a messenger RNA of Symsagittifera roscoffensis, 1894 nucleotides long. RefSeq names its product tubulin polyglutamylase complex subunit 2-like. NCBI's taxonomy places the organism in Eukaryota, Metazoa, Xenacoelomorpha, Acoela, Convolutidae. Gene Ontology annotation, biological process: protein polyglutamylation. The transcript is spliced from 2 exons. Bases 23 to 1459 code for a protein of 478 amino acids. The record is from RefSeq and is a predicted model, not a curated record.
UUGAUGCACUUGCAAGUUAAUAAUGACUACUUCGGCUGACUCGCCCAAUGGAACUAUAUCUGGAAGCACCACUGCAUCCCGCACAUCAUCUGCGACCUCAAACGACAGUUCAGUCAAGGUCACUUCGGGGUCAACUAGGGUCAACAAUGAGAAGACGUCUACAACCCCACUUCAAAUAUCGGCGUCGAAUCACAACCAAAGCCAAAGCGUUAACGCAAAUGCUUCAGUUCCAAAAACAUCUCCGUUAUCACCGCCUUUAAAGAAUGCAAUGCAUCCCCCUUUACCCAACGUUAACAUUUCAUCGAGCUCAUCUACUAAAUAUAUUGCCCAAAAUAGUGCCCAAAGCUCAACUGGCAAUGCAAUGGAUAGCUACAGGUCCUUGUUAAAUCGUCUGACUAUGGGCUUAAUUGACUGGCUCAAGUUUCACCCGAACGUAACGUCAGUUAAAGUGUCUGAUUUUAAAAAAGCAGACAAAUCUGAUUUUUCCACUUGGGAGCAAAAGCACAUGUGUAUUUUACCAGAGGAUUUGAAAGCGUUUUACUCCACAAUUAAUGGGUUGAAUUUAACUUGGUCAAUAUCGAUGACUAAUCCUACUCCCGGGGGUCUCAAUUUCAGUCAGGGGGAGUCGAGAAGUUCAUUGGGUAGUUCUGCGGCGACUGAAAAAGAUGCAAUACCUGUUGGGUUGAUCAAUGUGAAUCCAGUUAACAAGCUAAUCCGAAUCGCUGGAGCUUACGAGGCAGGCGAUUACGGAAUAUCAUUGGCUGACAUUGACUCCGACGAGGAUUUUCUUCCAAUGGCAAGCACCACUUCAGAGGAAUCUUUGACGGCCGCGAGACCGCGCUGUCCCCAUUUCAACGAGCGAAGUCGUAUUUUCGAAUUAGAUUACGUCGACAAAAUCAAAGCGAGGGUCUGUCUUGUGUAUAAACAUACUCGCAAUGAGCUACCUGCUGGACCUAACCCAGAGAUCUGGCUUCUGGACCGAUCGCUAAGCUGGCACUUCUUAGCAUCUGAUUUCACAACCUUCUUUCGUCUGAUGAUUGUUCAUUUAGGGUUACCUGAAUGGCAAUUUCUGUUUACGAACGUAGCAGUUAGUCAGAAAGCAAGACAGUGGUUUAACUUUUUUGCGCCUACCAGGCUGCAAAUGAGCGGCAAUUAUAAUUCACUAGGAGGUAAAGUAAAACAGAAUCCAAACGUGAUGUUUGAAACUCCAUUGUACCAAACGAAGUUCGACGCCGCGAAAGUGUUCAAAGCGAAAUCGGUCCGGUUGGGGACGAAAGCCGCUGGCGGGAAUGGCGCCGGAACCCAAGGGGUGGCACAGCAGAAGAAAAAACCAGACGUGAAAAGUAGCCAGAGUACUACUCCGGCGUCUGGGAGCUCUAAUCUAGCUGGAAAAGGGUCUUCUCAGGCGUUGCAAGGUUCUCAGAGAGCGGCGAGCGCUGGAAAUUCAAGGCGAUGUUAAGAAUAAACCUGUUCAGAGAAACAAGAGUAAAUGAUCAAGCGUUUCUAAAGUUUCAGAGUAAAUUUUAAACAGCAAACACCUAAUUAAAAGAAGCGUUUCUAUGUUCAAAUUUGAGGCAAAUAAAGUAGCUUAAAUUUUUUGAGAAAUUUUGUCAGAUAAUGUCCAAAGUUGUCCAAAAGUCCCUUUUGUCCAAAGUCUGCUCUCGCCUCUGUUGAUUUGUUCUUGUUUCUCUCAAUUUAUUUUUUCAUGUCUUCCUUUUGAGUUUUCAUGACAAUUUUGAAAUCGCUUCUUGAGUUUCAUAUUUCAAUUCAUCUUAGCCGAAUUGGCAACUUUCUAAUCUAAUUUAUCAUAUGUAAAAAUGUAAAUAGAGUUAUAUUAUAGUCUUGUAUUUUUCGCAGUAUAUUAUUUUGUUAUUGUAUAUUGAUUUAGUAUAAA